Meyerozyma guilliermondii ATCC 6260 is the source of this 933-nucleotide messenger RNA. RefSeq lists its product as uncharacterized. Bases 1 to 933 code for a protein of 310 amino acids. Gene Ontology annotation, biological process: carbohydrate metabolic process; pentose-phosphate shunt. The record is from RefSeq and is a predicted model, not a curated record. The transcript has a single exon. NCBI's taxonomy places the organism in Eukaryota, Fungi, Ascomycota, Pichiomycetes, Serinales, Debaryomycetaceae. Gene Ontology annotation, molecular function: 6-phosphogluconolactonase activity.
AUGACAACCACCGUUCCUCUCAUCUACUCGUUUCCCGAGUUUCUCGGAGUUGCUGAUGCCGUGGCCGACCACGUUAUUUCGGCCCAGAACAUGGCAUUGUACAAGACGUUGGAUAGAGCUGAGAUCAAGGAAAUCAAGAAUAAUAAUUCGUUGAUGAGACCAGAGUUGAUGGCAUCCAGCAGUUCGAUGUCGGUCAAUAGUUCUGGAAAGAAGAAGGAAAAGAAGAAGAAGGGUGAGACCCGGUUUAAGAUUGCCAUUAGUGGUGGUUCGUUGAUCAAAAUCUUAAAUCAGGGACUCUUGGGCCGCCAAUCAGAGAUUGAGUGGGGCAAGUGGGACAUCUAUUUUGCCGAUGAAAGACUUGUGCCAUUUGAUUCUGAGGACUCCAAUUAUGGUCAAGCCAAGAGAGAGAUCUUUGACCACAUUGAGGGUCUUGAAAAACCCAAUAUUCACCAUAUCGACGAAACUUUGAUUGACGAUCCCCAAGAGUGCGCAGAUGCAUACGAGAAGACAUUGAUAUUUAAUUUUGCCAAGAAGGAUUCUGUCAAGUUGCCGAUGUUCGACUUGUUGUUGCUAGGAUGUGCCCCCGACGGCCAUAUAGCAUCGUUAUUCCCCAACCAUGGUGAACAAUUGAGAGAGAAGUUGGCUUGGUGUAUGCCAGUGAGUAACGCACCUUCUGGUCCCGACAAGAGAAUCACAUUAUCAAUCCCCGUAAUUUGUCACGCACAUAGAGUCACGUUUGUCGUGGAAGGUUUAACUAAGGCACCCGUCAUGAGAACGAUAAUGGAACGUCCUGAAAAGGGUUUACCCAGUUCCAUCGUCAACGAAGGUGCUGCCGGUAGAGUAACGUGGUUUGUCGACGAUGACGCGUUGAAUGAUUGUUACGAUAUCACCAAGAAGAAGUACAAGUUUUUAUCGAUCGACCCGCCUAAUUGA